Adineta steineri is the source of this 1209-nucleotide messenger RNA. The record is from the annotation of a GenBank genome assembly. Lineage: Eukaryota; Metazoa; Rotifera; Eurotatoria; Adinetida; Adinetidae.
AUGUCAGAAAAUCUAACAUUCUUCGUUCCAUAUCAUACUGGAUAUGCUCAUGCAGAAUUAAUACAAUCAUUUUCUUCAUAUACCGAUGUUCAUCUAUUUAUCUACAAAUGGAAUCCAGCUUAUGACUAUAUUAAAGAACAAUUUUCAAAUAUAAAACAAGUUCAUUGUCAUGAAUUUAGUAUUGAUAAUAUUCUAUCUGAAUUAAAUGAACAAAAACAUCGAAAAGUUGUUAUUCUUCUAACAGCAUCAACAAAUUAUUUAUUUGGACAAUUACAAUUACGUUUAUUUCGUACAAUUCAACAAUAUAAUCCAUCAAUAAUCGAUGUUUAUCCUAUUGGACAUUGUAUGUAUGGUUGUCAAAGUUGUGCCUAUGCAUAUACACAUUGUUUACCAAUAACAUUUACAAAUUAUAUGCAAACAAAAAAUGAAAAAUUAACAUUAGAAAAAGAUUAUGAUAUUCUUAUUUGUCCGAGUUAUUCAUUUGAAGGUGCACCAUUCAGUCUUUUAUCUAAUCAUGAUAUAAUUGAAUAUAUCGCCCAAUUAAAAUUUCCUCAUGCUAUUAAACUACAUCCAUUAGCAUAUGAAUCUGGCAAACAUCCAUUUUUAGCAUUAACUAAAUUAGAAAGUAAACAUGUUGAAGAAUUAUCUCAAACAUCAAAAAAUUUGAUUUCAAAUAAACAACUAAGUACAUUAAAAUUAAUUGAACAUGCUCGAAUUAUAAUAUGUGAUUCAAAUUCUUCGAUACCAUUCGAAACAUUAUAUUUUCAUGAUAAAAAAUAUAUAUUUGUUUAUGAAACAUUAAAUGAUUAUGAUGAACAAGAUGAUCGACAGAAUUAUUUUCAUAAAUUUCAGAAUGUUGAACAAUUAAAGAAUUUAAUCGACCAAUAUUAUAAUCAUCAACUUGAAUGUAAAACAGAAAAUAGUCAUGAAUUUUUUUUAGAAAAAUACAGUGAACCUGAUGGAAAGGAAAUUGAACAAUUAGCUGAAGUACGACAAUGGACAAAUAUAGAUGAACAAGAUAACAGUGAAGAAAAAUAUGAUAGAGAUACAAUAAAACAAGCAGUAAAUGAGGAAUUUAAAUCGAAUGUAACACCUAUGGCAUUGUAUGUAUUAGGUGAUCAUACAAUGUCUGAAAUAGUAGAAAUUUUUUUUAAUAAUCCUGAAAAUCAACUGUUUGAUGUUAUGCAAAGUAAUGUCCAUGAUCUUUAA